This is a messenger RNA of Bipolaris zeicola 26-R-13, 1422 nucleotides long. RefSeq lists its product as uncharacterized. The record is from RefSeq and is a predicted model, not a curated record. Bases 1 to 1422 code for a protein of 473 amino acids. Lineage: Eukaryota; Fungi; Ascomycota; Dothideomycetes; Pleosporales; Pleosporaceae. Gene Ontology annotation, cellular component: cytosol. Gene Ontology annotation, molecular function: flavin adenine dinucleotide binding; UDP-galactopyranose mutase activity. The transcript is spliced from 4 exons.
AUGUGGUCGCUCCUCGUAUCCUUGAUCGCGCUUCCUUCGCUGGUCCUCUCAGCCCCAACUGGCGACUCUCAUCAUCAUAAAAAACCAGUAUGCAUCAUUGGCGCAGGCCCGGCCGGCUUGGCCGCCGCUGGUAGGCUGAAGGACAAGGGCAUCAGCGCUGUUGUCUUCGACCGACAAGAAAAGGUCGGUGGUAAAUGCCAGUCGUGGUAUGAUGACAAAGGCAUCUUCCACCCUCUCGGCGCUGCCUUCUUCUCCAAUGGCACCUACACCGAGACCGUUGGCAUACUAAACAAGACCGAUGUUGCCAUUGAGUCCUUUUCGCUUGCCGGCGCGCGCAGCCAGUACAUCUACAACUUUACAAGCGGCGACAUCCUGCCCUACCCUGCCUUGAGCGCGCAAUUCGCCGCCACGGUCGCUGCAGAGAUCCCGAGAUACGUUGUACUGUGGAAUGAGCGCUUCCGACCCGCCAGUGCUCUCAACUACAGGGACGGUGUCCCACACGAAUUUACCUUGUCCGGCGCAGAGUGGUUUCGCCAGAACAAUUUCACUGCGCUCCCUCUUCUGCUUGUCAAUGCCGUCGCGCUCUAUGGUUAUGGGGAUAUCAACAUUGUCCCAGCACUCUACAUCCUAAAGUACUUCACGCCUGACAUUCUCACAGCCUUUGCAGGCAUUCGCAAUGUGUACUACAUGGAUUUUCACAAGAUGUUUGCCGAGUACACCAAAAAGGAGCUCUGCGAGACGCCCAUCUACACAUCUGCCGAUGUCCGCUGUGUAGACCGAUCGGGACCCAACCCAGUCUUGACUUACACGGUACCAAAAGGAAACUUCGUUUCUUGGAACAAGCAAGAAUGCUCUUCCGUCAUCUUCGCCUUUCCCCCAAGCCUGGACAACCUGCAGCGCGUUGGCGUCGACCUGACCGAGGAAGAGCACAAUACCUUUGCCAAUGUCACGACGCACCAGUACUACUCGUCAGCCGUGGAGCUCGAGCUUCCAUUCGGCGUGUCCUACGUCGCCGCCAGCACCUCACCCAAUGUGCCUCCACCAAACGACGGCGAGCCCGUCGCCAUUCUGCGCCUAAGCCAGCAAUCCAACGUCUCAGUAGCCUGGUCCUGGGGUCCCUACGAAUUCCAGACCGAAGCAGCCGCUAAACGCCUACUCAUCGACAGCUUAUCCGCCAUCAACAAGGACCCAAGGAAUGCCACAGCCAAGCCUUCCCCUUUUACCGAAGAAGACGUCAAAGCCUUCCGCAAGUGGGACUACUUCCCCCACUUUGGCAGCGAGGCGCUUGCUGCAGGCGCUUACGAGAAAUACAACAACCUCCAAGGCUGCAAAAAGACAUACUAUGCCAGCGGUAUCAGCGGCAUGGAAAUCGUCGAGUGGGCUGUUCGUAGCGGAUACGACAUUGUCGACCGAUACUUUUAG